This is a messenger RNA of Phacochoerus africanus (Common warthog), 1485 nucleotides long. RefSeq names its product translation initiation factor IF-2-like. Bases 1 to 1485 code for a protein of 494 amino acids. Lineage: Eukaryota; Metazoa; Chordata; Mammalia; Artiodactyla; Suidae. The transcript is spliced from 2 exons. The record is from RefSeq and is a predicted model, not a curated record.
AUGCCGCUGGGGAGCCCGCUACCACCGCCGCUGCCAAUGCCGCCGCCCCCGCGGCCGUCGCGACUCAGCUGGCCAAGGCCGAGGUGCCUUCCCCGCACCAUCAUGCCAUCCACCGCCGCGGGCAGAGGGCACUGGGCUGCGGCGGCCGGAGCCCGGGCGGCGCGGGGCUGGCCCGGGAGCCAGGGAACGCAGGAGGCUCUUCGGGGCGCGGGGAGGGGCUGCAGCGUUCGGCCUCUUAGAGGGCUUGCAGGAACCAUGAACCGGCGCAGAGCAAACUCACAGACCGCGCUCCUCUUCGCCGGGCUGCCAGGAAAGUCCCUUCUGCUGGGCUGCCGCCGCCGCCGCCGCCUUCCUGGGCAUGGCACCUCGGACUCGGCGGCGCACGUGGGCUUCAGGCGUCCAAACCCUGCCAGGCGGCACUUCCCCGCGACGGUGGCCGGGGCAGACGCUUCGGGAUGCAAGACUGCCCCGGGGGCAUCUCCUGCCUCCCGCUCUCGGAAAGCGGCGCCGGCGGCGGCGGCAGGGCCGAGGGUGUGGCCGGUGCUGGCGCGGCCGAGUCAGAGUCGGGCGGGAGCCUGCACUGAUUGCGCACAGCGGCCGGCCCUCUCGCGCUCUCGCCCGCCCGCCACGCCCGGGAGUGCCGGGCGCCGCGGCGGCCCCUUCCCGCCUCGCCGGUUCACAGAGCGCGGCCCGGCGCCCAGGCGGCACGCCCUCCCGGACCGCGCGCUCCGCGGCCCGCCGCUGGCUGUCGGCGUGAGUCCAUCCCGGUUGCCUCGUCUUCCCCUCGGGCCCGCAGCGGCUGAGCUCUCCCGAGACCCCGGGCCCUGCGCAUCGGACGCCGCCGCGCGCGUCUCCCUGGCGGCCCAGCCAACUCAGAAGGACCCCGCGGCGCUGCGGCAAGCCGCCCGGAGCCCGGCUCCUGCCAUUUUUGUCAACCUCCAACUUCCGAGCGAGCCGGGAGAAACUGAAAGGAAGGGCGGGGGCCGAAAGGCAGAGGAGAAAACACCCGCUUCCUCUCCGCGCGCGGCUUCACCUCGGAGCGCGGCCGUGGGUACGCCGCCGCCCGCUCGCUCGCCCGCCCGCCGGAGCUGCUGGAGGCUUUUCCUCUUCCCGUCCGCGCCUCGCCCCCGGGCUCGCCGCCGCCGCCUCGGCCGUAACCUCCCUGGAGCCUAUAGAAAUCUUUUGUGUGGCGUCACCGCCUUUCGUUUAAAUCCCGCUUCCUCCUCUCGCCCUUCCUCCCGCCCCCUCCGCCGCUCCCGGAUGCUUGCGCGAUGCGCUGCUCCUCCCCCGGGAAGCUGGGUGGCUGAGGGAGGACGCCCCCGCCCUGCGCGGACGCUGCCGGCGCCGGGCUGGUGGUCCCGGGCCUCGUCGGUGGUCCUGGGCGGAGAGGCUGGGACGGCGGACGGGAGAGAGGCCCGCCCGGGCCCGGGGCUCGGCACACACCCUUGGGAGACCCGGGCGCAGCCGCCAGUUGGCCUUACGUAA